ACCACGUGGACAUUGUUUAACAAUAUAUGCUUAUAUUUGGUAAGAAAGAAAAGAAAUAUCAUUUUCAUCGACAUCUCUAGGGUUUUUUGUGAUCUCAAUUCUCUCUCUACGUUUUCGCCGCCUCUAUCCGCUAAUCAUGCCUCGCCGAAGCUCUGGAAGAUCUGCUCCUCGUCCUGCCCCUCGCGCUGCUCCUCGUCCUGCUCCAGCCCCUGCACACCAUGCUCCUCCACCAGCUCCCAUGCAAAGUAGUGGUGGUGGAUCCAUGCUUGGUGGUAUUGGUUCUACCAUAGCUCAAGGUAUGGCCUUUGGUACUGGAAGUGCUGUGGCACACAGAGCUGUAGAUGCUGUCAUGGGUCCACGCACUAUUCAACAUGAAACUGUUGUCGCUGAGGCAGCAGUAGCUCCAGUAUCCGCUGCAAGCAGUGCAGGUUCUGAUGCUUGUGGUGUGCACACUAAAGCAUUCCAAGAUUGCAUUAAUAGCUCUGGAAGUGACAUUGGCAAGUGUCAGUUCUACAUGGACAUGUUGUCCGAGUGCAGGAGGAACUCAAUGAUGAAUGCUUAAGCUUUAAUAACUUUGAACUCGUUCUUUUAUCUGAUUGUUAAAAAAGAUUGAGCUGGCAAGUGAAUUUGGUUCUUGAUAUACCUUGCCUCCAAUAAUUAUUGGCUGAAGCCUGAAGUAUUGGACUUUUAUGGACCUGUCCAUCUUUCAGUUUGCUUUUAUGCUAUGGUAUGCUACAUUUGGCUUCAUUGAUUAUUAUAUCCAUUGUUUCAAGAUAAUAUAACUCCAAGGUCUUGUGUGAGUAUAAUUUAAUUGACUAAGAAGCUGACAUCUCCGAAAGUGGAGUAUUGAAUCUUGA
This is a messenger RNA of Solanum pennellii, 857 nucleotides long. RefSeq lists its product as uncharacterized. The transcript has 5 exons. Gene Ontology annotation, biological process: mitochondrion organization. The coding region runs from base 137 to 562 and encodes 141 amino acids. The record is from RefSeq and is a predicted model, not a curated record. Gene Ontology annotation, cellular component: nucleus; mitochondrion. Lineage: Eukaryota; Viridiplantae; Streptophyta; Magnoliopsida; Solanales; Solanaceae.